UCUCCGCUAAGGAUUUUGCAGAAAAGUCGUUGAAGAAAGCUCGCAGCGAGGAUUUCUGCUUUUUGCGUCUUUUCAUAGCGGUGUUACCAUCUACUGACUCAUUGACACUGACACAGCUAUAGGCAAAAAUGGGAAACAAAAGCGGUAAGCAAAAGAAAAAGGACAAAGAAGCUAAGAACAAGGAGGAGGCAGAACAAAAGGUAAAUGGCACUGCUGAGGAAAAACCUGCUGAGGCAGCCACAGAUACGCCCGCAGAGAACACAGAAGCAGCUAGUAAUGAAAAUGAAGGUGAGAAAGGCGGUGGGGGUGAUGGUGGUGGGGAGGCAUGUCAGGAGGAUAAGGCUGGGGACCAGGCACCCGAAAAAACUAUUACUAAUACUAGUGAAACAAAGGCUGACAAUGACAGUAGUACACCAGCCCCUGUCAGUUCAGGGGACAGUGAGCCAGUACAAAGUGUAGAUAAUAGUAAUUCUGAUACCAAGGAGGAAGUCAGUCCCUCCAGUCAGACAGAGUCUGUGGUAAAAAGUAGUGAAUCUGAGAAAGCGGUAGAGGCGGCAAAAGAUGAAACAGUUAGUGAAACGCAAGCACCGGUGGAGCAAACUGUAGCUAAACAGGAAACAACCGUUGAAGUGCAGCCUCCCACACCAGUGGAAGAGGUAUCAGCACCUCCUGCACCUGUGGAGGAGUCACCAGCACCACCUGCACCAGUGGAAGAGCCAGUGGCACCACCUGCACCAGUGGAAGAGCCAGUGGCACCACCUGCACAAGUGGAAGAGCCACCGGCACCACCUGCACCAGUGGAAGAGCCACCGGCACCUCCUGCACCUGUGGAAGAGCCACCAGCACCACCUGCACCAGUGGAAGAGCCACCUGCUCCAGUGGAAGAGCCACCAGCACCUGUGGAAGAGCCGCCAGCACCUGUGGAAGAGCCACCAGCACCAUCUGCACCAGCGGAAGAGCCACCGGCACCACCCGCACCAGUGGAAGAGCCACCUGCUCCAGUGGAAGAGCCGCCAGCACCUGUGGAAGAGCCACCAGCACAAUCUGCAGAAAGCCUGGAGUCACAAACAAAAGGCGAUGCACCCCCUCUGCCUGACAAUCCUCCCCCGAGCAAGACAAUAGCCACACAGUUUAUGUGGGAUAAUGAUGGUAACACCGUGCUAGUCAGUGGCUCCUUCAAUGACUGGAAGGAGAAGGUUCCUCUUGAGAAACAAGAGGCAGUUUUCUCCGUGACUGUAGAUUUACCAGAGGGAGAAUAUGUGUAUAAAUUCCUGGUUGAUGAUGAAUGGCUGAUCAACAAAAACCAACCAAUUAAGGCCGACAAUGGUAUCGAGAACAAUGUUAUAACUGUGAGACCAGUGGGUUGAGUGUUUGUCUGAAUGUAACUACCUGCUCCACCUCUUCAGUUGCCUCCCUUCUAAACAACAGUUGAUUCCCUUAGAGUGAUGGCCCAACUGACCAACUCAUCAUCCAGAGGCAUCAUGGGAUUACAACUAAAGGCAGCUAUGCUAUAACAUCAGUGGAUCAACGAUUUUCAAAACUAACAAGUUCACAAGGAUGAAAUUUUUUGUCAAAGAAAUUAAUGUUUUGUUUAUUAGAUUGGGAAAUUGUUUAUAAGGAAAUUUUUUAUUAGGAUUGGGAAAAAAAUUGAUUCCAAAAUUUUAGCUGUUGACAUUCUAUUUUAUGGUAGUAAUAAUGGGACCUUAACCUUUUUUUGUAGACCUUUUCUUACUUGUUAUAAUUUUGUAUCCUAUUUGUUACAUUUUAUAAUGUUGAUUUACCUAUGUUACAUGGUUUUCCUUUCAAAUUGUUCAAAUUCAUCACAGGCCAGUGAUCAUAAUCAUUUCAACUUAAAAAAAUUUUAUUGACAAAUCGACCAAGGCUCGGAACAAAAUCUUCAUUAAAAAUAUUUCACUUUAGAAGUGCUAUUUGAAGUGCUUUUUAUUUAUUUGUAUUAUUUGCGAUCAAUAUUUCUAUAUAAGUUUUUUUCUUGUUUUACUAGUAUGUUAAAAUAAAAAAUAUUGAGAAAGGGAGACAACCCUUGAAUAUGGUGGAGUCCAGAACUGAUCAUUGUUAAAAGUAAUCAUCACCUUUGUGUACAAUAACAUUAUAUUUUCCUCUACAUCAAUUUAAAGACAAUCUUUUAAUUUCUAGGGUAAUAUUUCUAUAUCAUAGUAAUUUGGGUCAUAUUUCUCAAUGAGAAUAUUUUAUACAAAACAUUCAUUGAUUUUGUAUUGUAGGAAUGUAAGUAAGUAUAAGUUCUACAUUUGUAAUUAAAGUAUUAUAAUUUUUACUAUUUGUGUACUUUUUCACACUAGAUGAUUUCAUUCUUUUCAUUUGUAUAUGUGUAUAUAUAUAUCUUCAUUCUCUCAGAUGAUAAUAUAUUGUC
Molecule: messenger RNA, 2389 nt
Organism: Ylistrum balloti
Lineage: Eukaryota; Metazoa; Mollusca; Bivalvia; Pectinida; Pectinidae
Product: fibrous sheath CABYR-binding protein-like
Exons: 6
Coding region: 129-1367 (412 amino acids)
Source: RefSeq, a predicted model, not a curated record